UGUCAAGCUCGUAGAACAAGAAGUGUUGAUGCACGGCUGCAAAAACAAACUAGUCCCAGGGUCGCUACCAUUUUUACAGUCCAUGGUCACUACACGUGAACACUUGCAGGUACAAUCUUUGAUGUGUUUGUCAAAAUGGUUGAUGUUAAAUAUUUGCCGGCUAUUGAUAGGUACAGCAGUUCCUUUGUGAGAGGGGUAUGAAGGUGGAAACAGCAGCACGGGCAAAUGAGCGAGGCGUGAUUUCGAAAGAUCCACACCUCAUUGUUGUGACUGAUUGAACAUGAAACGUGUGCCUACUGGAAGCGAGUGAACGAUCGAGCACACAAAUCCGUGAGCAAAAAAAAAUCCGUUUAGCAAAAACAAAACAAAACAAAACAACAUUCAGUGGCGUUGGCUCAUAAACCUGUGACAUGACUGAGAUCAAGCUUUCGAUGUGGCCAAUACAGAUUCAAGGCACUCAGCCAAACGCAACAAGGCAGCCGUGGACAAAGACCUUAGAUUGUCUUGUAUUUUAAACACAAGAAGAUGUGAAAUAGGCUGGCUAUAUGCCUACAGGCUCCAUGUUGCAGUGUUCCUGCUCAGAUCAGCCUACUUUAUUGUUGUUUUAAAAGGGCGUUUCGAAACGAAUUUUGUUCAGUGACCAUUUUCAAUUUCGAAAUAGAAACGUUUUCCGUCCACAUUAGACCGUUGAUAUGCAAUCCACAUAAACAUUCACGCAGUUCUCAUGGCCAUUCAUGCAACUGUCACAUGACCAAUUGGGCAUGCACUAACCGUUAAACAGGACGACUCACUACUGUUGGAGAAAGAGUUGAGAUGGUGAAGACAAACGCUACGACUUUCCUUUCAUGGACUGAUGAUGAAGUAGAAUUAUUACUAAAAGUAACAUUGGAGUACAAAGUGACUAUGGCGGCAGAAGGUAUUAAAUGGGAGUUGUCCUGCAGCAAAUACGGGGACAUUUUGCAAAGUUUCCUUGAGAAUUACCCCACACAUGAGGCUGGCCUUACAAUGAGAAAGGAGUUCCCGCACAAAAAGCAGGAUAUCACUAAAGCUCAAUUAACAUCAAAAUUAAAGGCCAUACGGAACAAGUAUAGGCAGGCAGUCAAGACUGGUCGAAAGAGUGGCCAUGGGCGAGUGAUCCUGCUGUAUUUUGAGCUUUGUGAAGCCAUUUGGGAAGAAUCACUAGGGACAGACACCAUCUCUGGGGUGAUCGAGACUAGCAACACAAGGCCAGAUACACCCACCGCCAGCUCCGCUGCAACAGGCGAAGAGUCACUGACUGAGGAGACGAUAGAAAAUUGCCGUCAACAACUGAACCGGUCCUUGGGAGCCUGCCGGAGGAGCAAGUUGAUGAAGCGACCCUUCCCGGAUGCUGCACUGGAGGACCUCAGAAUUAAGAGGCGGCUCCUCCAUCAGCUCGAGGCAACGCACAACGAGUUUGUUAACAGUAUAGGCCGGUUGUCAUCCUCGGUGGACCGUCUGAACUCUAACAUCGAGCUCUUGGUGCAGCACAUUGUGGGCACAGGGAACAAUAACACAGAAGAUCUUGGACACCCUGUGGCUGACUCAGUGAACAUACCUGUUGACCAACCAUCAGUGCCAGGCAGAAUUAAAGCUGAGUUUCACGAAGUUGCUCUAGACUCAUCUCCAGCACUAUGUCAGGGAAGCCCAAAGCUGAGGAUAAAGUCUGAACAGGUCAAAGUUGAAGAGGAUGGGACUGAAACCAUGGUGUGCUCUACACAGACAAACACAGAUGACACUUUGAUUCAACUGUGAGACUAAAAUCUGAGACGUGCUAGAUUUGAUAGUCACCGGUUAUCCAUUUCUUUAAUCAACAAUGGAGAACAUUUCUGCAAAAUAAUAGACAAAACAGAAAAUCAAACAUGGAUCAUCUUGACCACCACAGAAAUAUUGACUGCAGGAUACUUACCCAACACUCAAAACCAAGUAGAACAUUUGAAUGUAAGCAAUGUGGACUCCUCUUAAAAAGCGUAUGCCUGUCAACAUUGUGAAAAGCUUUGGCCAUCCCAAUGAUAUUGCCAGAUCUCAUUGUAAUAAGAACAAACACUGAAAGAAAUAAGCAGCUGCUUGAAUGUUAUGUUAAGAUGUUGUGGAGUCAAAGGGGUGUACGUUGAGUGUAGUUGAGGUGGACCAGGGAGGGCCUUGUGAUAUAAAUAAAGUGGCCAAUGCUAAGGAGAUGCAUGAUCAGGCUCUAGUUUCCUUUUUUAAACCUCGUCUCAGGAAAACAAUAGUUGAGCAUUUAAAUUGGUAAGAAAACACUGCUGGGGAUUUUUUUAUCACUGCUUUGCCAUCAUCAAAUUAAAAUAUAUUUUUUUUCUACA
Alosa sapidissima (American shad) is the source of this 2339-nucleotide messenger RNA. RefSeq lists its product as uncharacterized. The transcript is spliced from 3 exons. Lineage: Eukaryota; Metazoa; Chordata; Actinopteri; Clupeiformes; Clupeidae. Bases 814 to 1773 code for a protein of 319 amino acids. The record is from RefSeq and is a predicted model, not a curated record.